Molecule: messenger RNA, 3078 nt
Organism: Penaeus indicus
Lineage: Eukaryota; Metazoa; Arthropoda; Malacostraca; Decapoda; Penaeidae
Product: nascent polypeptide-associated complex subunit alpha, muscle-specific form-like
Exons: 8
Coding region: 1-3078 (1025 amino acids)
Source: RefSeq, a predicted model, not a curated record
AUGAUUCCCAUUUAUCUCCGACGCCUAUGCUUCACACGCACGCGUCUCCGAGCUCCGCCCACUCUCGCAGAGCCCCGCCCACUACUUGACCUCUUGACCAAUCACCUCAUCGACGGAGGAUUUUUGCCGGACCGCUCCCAGCCUCCGCCCACACGCCCGCGCUGCCCGACGCCCGCGCACUCGCUGGACCAACACAUGAUCCCCAGGGCAGUGUACAUUCCUCAGGUGGUGUACAUGCCUGAGACGGUGUACAUCCUGGUCGGACGUAACCUAACAUUUUCGCAGCAUCACUGGCAAACAGUUGCCGCUCACGCCUCUGCGUACAUGCACACAAAUUCAGUUAAGAUGCAGACUGACCCACAGACACAGACACACAUGCACUUGCACUCAAAUCUGGAUUUGACCGCGUCGGCUGAUGGCCUGACCUCUGACCUCCGUUCUGCUCCCUUAAGUUUCGUGGAGUGUGACCUCGUCUCGUCUGGGAGCGCGGAGUUGUCCCUGCAGGGCGAUGACUUCACGCGUCAAAUCUGGCACAUGUACGCUACCUUCGAAGAAUUCAUAGAUCACCAGCAGACGUCGGGAGAAGGCAGUCCCGCCUCGCGCCCAUCCCCCACAGGCACCUCCGGGAACGAGGCGCCGCCCCCGCCUGCGCCGCCCGGGGGGUUGGGCGCCCACAGCCCGCGGGAUGUGGUGACUAGCCUGGGCUCCGUCACCAGCCACGCUUCCGCCUCCUCCCCCAGUCGCGACGUCGCUGCUUCGAUUCCCACCAGCCGCGCCCACAUGGCCGAGGUGGCUCUCCCCCAGGGCGCGGUGCCCUCCGCCUCCCACAUGGGCUCGCACUCGCCCCUCACGGCGCGCGACGACCUGGCGCUGGCCUCGCCCCGCCGCCGCCGCCGUCCGCGUCGCCUGAGACGGUCCGUGGAUAAUCCGCUUCUCGACACCAUCAGUGCCAUUGGCGAUCCGGACAGCGACGAGGGGGACCUGCUGCCCCCUGCGCCGCCCCCGUCGGCGUCCUCGUGUUGGGGGCCUCGCCUCCACCCGGACGCCGACGUAGUGGGCUACGCAGGAAGCAACAGCGUCGACAGCGGUUAUAAGAGCGCGUGUCCCACUCCGGAGCUCCCCGACCCCUCGGCCUACUUGGACCACCGCCUGGAGAAGCGCGGCUCCCUGGCCUCCCUGGCCUCCACCGGCUCCUCCUCGGGCAGCGGCGGCGCCUCCAAGCCCCGCAUCGCCAUGGGGACGCGCGUCAUGUCCCGCGUCCCUCGGUCGCCGAGCUCAGGGGGCAACGCGCCCUCGCCGGGCCUGCCUCGAAGACCCGGCUCGGAUGGCUCCUACUACGACCUGGACCAGUUGGCAGGAAUCCGAGGGGGCAUCCUGGGGUCGCCGCCCCCACACGCCACUCCGGCUGAAGUCAGAAAUCCCGGGUUUACCCGUUACUCUCCCAGGGGAUCCCCCGCUCCCCAGCGCAACGCGUCCCCUGGAGGAGCCACCCCUCGGGACACGCACGUGUCUCGUCGGGCCGCCUCGCCCGCUUCUCCCGAGCGGCGGCCCCGAAGUGCGUCGACAGGAUCGCGGUGCUCGCCGGGCACCAGGGGGCGGCGAGCCCCUGGCGGCCUCCGCGCCGGCUCGCCCCUCCUGGCGUCCACGGGGUCGCUCCCACGGGCGGCGUCUCCGGGGCGGCGGCCGCGCGCCCCCUCGCCCGCCGCCAGGGAGGAGUCACGCCCCCCGACCUCAUGGUCCAGACACUCCUCGCCGGGCGUGGCGCCGCCCUCGCGCUCCCUUCGGCGCCCACCAUCGCCCAUCGUGGGCGUGCACGACGACACAGACCUGGCGCUGCUAGAGCGGGAGAUCGAUGCGCUGCUGUACGGGGGCCGGGCGGGGCGCUGCGACCCCCUCGCCCCGAACCCUGCGCCGGACUACUAUGACCUGGACUCGGAGUUCGCGGCCUGCACUUGCCCCGCCUUCAGCAGACCUGCACCCUCAGGGACGACGGCGGAUCUGACGGCCUGUUGCUCGGCCAGUGACGGAGUCGGGGGGAGCAGCGCGGCCCUGUGCCCCCCUGGGUGCGCCCCCCGGCUCCCGUGCCCGCCCCCCCACUGCUCCCCGGCGGUGGCGCGCUGUGUCCUGGCGGUGCUGGACGACUUCCACUGCCGCUCCGCCCAACCCGCCCCGCGCGCCGCCCGCAGCCUCUCCAGCGACGGGCGUGAGGCCCCGGGCGCGGCCUCGCACGGCGGGGCGGGGGCGCUGUCCCCCUUCCACCACCCCCACGACAUCUUCCAGGACCUUCGGCGGCAGCAACAGCAGCACUUUCUCCAGUCAUACCAGCAGCACCUGCACCCGAUGGACGACACGACCUCGGAGUCGUCCUACGACAGCGCCUCCGACUACCACCUGUACGAGGAGAUCCUCUACGAGGCCACCACGGCCUCGAAGCCUCCUCAGUCUGUCCCUCCGCCUCUGCCGCGACCGCAGCAGCAGCAGCCCCAACAAGAAGUACAAACCCAGCAGAAGCAGGCGGCCAGUCACCCGGUGUCCCCGAAGCACGUAGACGGCCCGGCGCAGCAGCCGUCGGCGCAGAGUCCCGGCGCCGCCAAGCCCGCGCCGCCUCCCAAGCCCCCGAAGCCAGCGAGGCCGGCGGGCCCGGCCGCCGCAGGCAAGCCGGUGCCGCCGCCGAAGCCCCCGUCGGCGGCGCUCCCCUCGCCCGUCAUCGCCGUCACGCCGCCGGCCCCCUCCGGCGCCUCGCAGCCGCAGUCCAAGGCCGGCAGCAGCAAGUCGCCCCCUCAGGCCGCGAAGGACAAGCCGGGGCAGAAGGAGCAGGAGCAGCAGAAGGGCGGCGAGGGCGCGGCCGCCCUCAAGCCUCCCACCAACAAGCCCAAGCAGAGGAGCAACCUGUACUCCAUCUUCCGGGACCGCGACCACCGCCGCUGCCUGUCGGCCUCCCUGCAGCAGGAGUACCACCAGCAGGACUACCACGCGGACGCGCAGCCCCCGCACCCUGCCUCCGCCCCCGCCACGUGCGCCUCCCUGGCCGCGGCGGACGACGACUACGGCUUCAAGGUGGUGCCCCACGUGGUCUGA